GUGUCGCGGUGGAGACCGCCGGAACGGAUCCAGCGGGUGUCCGGUUCCUCUGGAGGCUGUCAGAAGGCAAUCAAGAUCCAUCGCCGCCCGGAAAUGCCGGAAAGUCAAGGCGAGGCGCGGACGUGAGGGCUGAUCCGAUGAAUGGGGCUCAGCUCUGGCACAGUUUUCCACCGAGGGAAAUCAUGACAGGAACAUACCGAAGAUCGAAAGCGCGUACGAAGAUGAGGAGCAAUUCGCCAGGGGCGCGAGAUCCCCCGGUGAAACAGCCGACGACGAAAUUGGCGCGCAUGACGUGGGCUGCGCGAACUUUUCCGUGAGGAUGGGCACCAACGCGACGAGGGCCUGGAAUUCGAGCGCCGGGGGCGGCUUUCUGCGGGGCGCCGGACACCGGGUCACCUUCGACCCCGAGGCACCGCCGCCGCCGCCCGAAUCGGCGCAGCAGCAAACAAUGAACCUCCUCGACAAGCCGAAGGAUGACUACAAGGUCAAGAGGCACAGUAUCCACGGCAUGAACGAGGAAGAGAACGUCGUCAGGCCGCACCAGGAAAUGGCCAGCCUGUCCUGCCAUGAGAAGAAGUACCUUCUCGCGGUGGAACGCGGCGACGUGGCCUCCGUCAGACGGAUGCUCCAGGGUGCGCAGAAAACCGAAAUGAACAUCAAUUGCGUGGAUCCUCUGGGGCGGUCGGCCCUUCUGAUGGCGAUCGAUAACGAAAACCUAGAAAUGCUGGAGCUGCUGCUCGAGCACAAGGUCGACACCAAGGACGCGCUACUCCACGCCAUCUCCGAGCAGUUCGUCGAGGCGGUCGAGGUCCUCCUGGAGCACGAGGAGACCCUCCACAGGAACGGGGAGCGUCACAGUUGGGAAGCCGUGCCGCCGGACACGGCCACCUUCACGCCCGACAUCACACCCCUGAUUCUGUCCGCUCACAGGGACAAUUACGAGAUUAUUAAGAUCCUUCUGGACCGUGGAUCCACGUUGCCCAUGCCUCAUGAUGUUCGCUGUGGGUGCGACGAAUGCGUGACGUCCAGAAAGGACGAUUCCCUGAAGCAUUCCAGAAGCCGGAUCAACGCCUACAGGGCGCUGGCUUCGCCGUCCUUGAUAGCUCUAUCCUCAAAGGAUCCUAUUCUGACUGCCUUUGAACUGUCCUGGGAACUUCGAAGGCUCUCCUUCCUCGAGCACGAAUUCAAGUGCGAAUACCAGGAGCUUAGGAGACAGUGCCAGGACUUCGCCACUGCCUUGCUCGAUCACACCAGAAGUUCCAAGGAGCUGGAGAUCCUACUGAACCACGACCCCACCGGGCCGGCUUUCGAACACGGCGAGAGGAUGCACUUGAACAGACUCAAACUUGCCAUUAAAUUCCGCCAGAAGAAGUUCGUGGCGCAUCCCAACGUGCAGCAGCUACUCGCAUCGAUUUGGUACGAGGGCCUGCCGGGUUUCCGGCGGAAAAACAUGGUCCUGCAGGCGGUGGAUAUCGUCAGGAUCGGCAUCCUUUUCCCGUUCUACAGCGCCGCGUACAUCAUCGCGCCGCACAGCGUGGUCGGGCAGACCAUGAGGAAACCGUUCAUCAAGUUCAUCUGUCACUCGGCCUCCUACUUCACCUUUCUUUUCAUGUUGAUUCUAGCUAGUCAAAGGAUAGAGAGCUUCAUUAGCAGCUGGAUGGGUCAGGACGUCCCGGAGACGUUGCCGACGAAAAGGGGUGCUGCGCCAACGAUCGUCGAAUGGUUCAUCCUGGCCUGGGUGUCCGGCCUGAUUUGGUCCGAGGUGAAGCAGUUGUGGGACGUAGGGCUCGAGGAGUACGUGAACGACAUGUGGAACGUGAUCGACUUCGUCACGAACUCGUUGUACGUCGCGACCGUCGCGCUCCGGGUGGUGGCUUAUUACAGGGUGCAGAAGGAAACCGAGGGACAGGCGGCUGGAACCGUGACCGAGCUGCAACGGGAACAGUGGGACACUUGGGACCCGAUGCUCAUAUCCGAGGGACUCUUCUCUGCCGCGAAUAUCUUCAGCUCGUUGAAACUCGUCUACAUAUUCUCCGUGAACCCCCACCUCGGACCCCUGCAAGUCUCCCUGUCCAGGAUGGUUAUGGACAUUAUGAAAUUCUUCUUCCUCUACGUGUUGGUGCUGUUCGCAUUCUCCUGCGGUCUGAACCAGCUGCUUUGGUAUUACGCCGACAUGGAGAAGAAGCGUUGCCCGACAGCGACGCCUUUCACCCCUAACACCAACAUGACGACUGACUCGAACGCUUGCAUCGUGUGGCGACGUUUUGCGAACCUCUUUGAGACCUCGCAGACCCUCUUUUGGGCGGUGUUCGGUCUAGUGGACCUCGAAAGCUUCGAAUUAGACGGCAUCAAGCCGUUCACCAGGUUCUGGGGUAUGCUGAUGUUCGGGACGUACUCGGUGAUCAACAUCGUCGUUCUGCUGAAUCUUUUAAUCGCGAUGAUGAAUCACUCCUAUCAGCUGAUCUCCGAACGCGCGGACGUCGAAUGGAAAUUCGCCAGGAGCAAGCUGUGGAUCAGCUAUUUCGAGGAGGGCGGAACGGUACCGCCGCCGUUCAACAUAAUACCGACCCCGAAGAGCGUCUGGUACAUAGGCCAGUGGAUGUACCGGAAGCUUUGCGGCCACAGUCGCGCUGCCAAGAAAGAACACAUGAGGACGAUCAGGAGAAAAGCGAAACAGGCGUCGGAAAGGGACUUCCGGUACCAGAGCAUCAUGAGGAACCUGGUCAGGAGGUAUGUCACGGUGGAGCAGAGGAAAGCGGAGAGCGAGGGCGUCACGGAGGACGACGUGAACGAGAUCAAACAGGAUAUCAGUGCGUUCCGGUACGAGCUGAUCGAGAUCCUGAAGAAUUCCGGGAUGAACACGUCCACGGCCAGCGGUGCUGGCACCGACGGUAGCCUUAAAGAGCUGUCCAUAGGUGCGGGCGGUAAGAAGAACCGUCAGAAGGAGCGUCGAUUAAUGAAGGGCUUCAAUAUCGGCCCCCAGCCGGGCGGAAGUGGCAGCCUGCCGCCGGUUGACGAAUUCGUUGCGUCGCAGCAGCAGGUUCAGCAAGAGAACGGUCAGGACCUGUUCGGCUCCACUCAGAGCGGGAUAUACGGGCCUGGCACCACGCCCAAGAAAAGUCCCCACAGCACUAGCACUAACAGCGUGCCUGGACUACCUUGCCAGCGCGGGAUAAGAAACGGCUCGAGGAAGAAAGGAUGGGGGAACAUCAUCGAGUCCGCUAGAAGCAGCAAAGUCUCGAGGAUAAUUAAUAGAUCUCGUUCGGAGGACUCAGUGUACUCGCGCGGCUCCGAGGACGCCGGUUCAAGGUCGGAGGGAUCGACGGACUCAAAGUCCUCGCUGGAGGCCGGCGGCCACGAGGUCCAGCCCCAUCAUUCGCAUCAGUCCCAGCAGACGCAUCAUUACGAUGCUCGCCACAUGCUCGCUCACGGCCUAGACGCCCUGGCGACGCUGCGGAAGAACCCGGUGCAGACGAUCGCCUCGACCUUCGUGUCGAAGGUCUCCAAGAGGCAGCCGCUGUACAGGGCGAGCAGCGUGCCAACCAGAGGACCGGAACUGAACCAGCAAACCCUGCCGCCCAGGAGGCACGAGGCGACGCAGAGUCAACAGCCUAGCCUGGACAACCCCGACGGCGCGAGCAUCAGCGAGCAACCUGCAGUGGUCACCGCCGCCCCGCUGACUCCGUCCACCACCGAGGAGAGCGUGGUGGCCAGCGGUUCUCUGUCGGUGACGCUGAAGAGGAACGGCUCGGCGACGCAGCUGCAGCGGCUCCCGGGGAUCGAGCCGAUAUCCGGCCACGACAAGACGGACAGGUGGCUCUGAGACGAUCCCCCGGUCGCCGUCGCGCGACGUGUCAGCUAGCGGCGCGGGGGGUCGCGCGCGUCGACGGGUGUUUUCCGAGAUUUCCGUUAACCAGCAGCCGCGGACGCUGCGACGGCGGCACCGCUCGCGGACAGGAGGACCACCACCGUCAUCGUCGGGUCCGUCGAUCGCGUGGCCGUCGUCGCCGGCACACGCACAACGAUGCCUUUCUCGCGACGACAGGAGACUUCGCCGAGACUAAACGCAGAAUUACGAGAAACAAACACAAAGAAACUAUAUUAUAUUAUACUAUAUAUAUAUAUAUUAUAUAUAUAUAUAUACAUAUAUUACACGUAAGCGACGUCGACCGUGAACCACGAACAACGCCCGCUCGUUGACCCACCGGCGAGCCCUUUUCCUUUCAAUACGGAGUCUGACAUCGGUUUCACGCUGGCGAUCCGCAGGAAUAAGUGAGGAGGAUUGUUGUCUUUGUAGCAGAUGGGUUUUAACGAUUAUUCGUGGUUUCUUCGUUUUGAAAUUAACACAUUGAGCGCCGUGAAAACGCCGGACUCUGCGUUUUGAUGGUUCAAAAGUGGAGAAAAGCAAGGACACUCUUUCACCUGCAACGCUCAGCUUUCGACGCAUGAUCAUUGACAUACGCUAAGGCUUUAGCGUUGCGAGCACAAGAUUUCAAUUGUCUUCACUUUUGGACCAAAGCUCGGCUUGACUAAUGUGACCUCUAAGUAUCUAGGAGUAAUUAAUGCAAGACAUAGAACAAGAGAAAGAAAGAUGUUUCUCCCAAAAUUUCCAUUGACUUAUAUUACAAUUGUUACAUUACACGAUUCUGAAAUGCAUCACUCUACAGAAUAAACUUAACACAUUGAGCGCCGGCCCCGCAGUAAUGCAAUUAAAAUACGUUGUUGGCGUUCAAUGUGUUAACACUUAGGCGACCGCCUGAAAAGAACUAUAACUACAAUCUCCUCCAUUAUCUUCAAUUGAACUCUUUCAGUGAAUUCGGUUAGAAAUUGUUUUGUAAAAACAAGAACCGUAUUUGAUGAAUUGCAAAUAAUCCCACUUCAAGACUUACUAAAUAACGAAAGAGAAGAUAUACCCCCAUUCGAUUGGCUGAGUGUUAAAAAGACUAUUGUUUCGGGGUUGCCGAAGUAAUUAAUUCGGAUAGAUGAAUUAUAAAUUAAUAACAUGCAGUUUUGAGGUUGCUAUAGGAUUUCAGAAAGUCAACUCGGUAGUGUUGAUUGUUCUUUGUUCUUUGAAUCAGUUUGUUUUGAUAUUAUGGAAGUUGAAUCAGGUUGUGCAGAGAUCAUUUUUAAGGUUGUUGAUGGUAGGAGGAUGUGGGGUAAUGAGUAAUUAAUCAUUUUGAUCGUGAGUUGAUUAUUUUGUAGGUAUCCGUUGGUUUUCUACCGAGGAUUUAUUCAUCGGAUAACCACGAAGCAUUUUGUUAAGAAGAGUUUGCUUUCCACGUUUUAAUGAUGUCUUGUUGGAAUUGGAGGAACGUCGCAGGAUGUUCCUGUUCGUGUAAUUAAUGAACGCACAGGAUGCACCGGGAUGUAGCGUGGAAGACAAAUGGCGGCAUGGAAAACGCAGAAUCACUGUUUCCUCGACGGGAAAAUCGCCGGCGUGAAACCGCAGCGACUUUGACACGAGCGACGCUCGUCGAUCACGCGCGAACUUCCUCAUAUUUCAGCGGAGAUGAACUUUCACCCCCACGCGUGCCCACGUGGACACUCCCGCGCGACGAUCCGGGAGUUUCUUAACUGCGUGCGGCUGAGAAGUACUGAAAUUGUAGCUAUACGAGUACGAGAUUAUGGGUAGUCACAAUGGAAAUUGGUGGAGCAUCCAAUUUUUCGAAUGGAGAUGAAUGUUGAGUCUUGACACGUGACAGAAUAGUCUAACCCCUGUUUUCGAGGAAAGAAGAUUCAAUGAAAUCUUGGAUUAAUUGUACAUUGAUAUAAUUAGUAUUACAGUAAUACUAAUAAUAUUAUUUAUUAUGAAUUAUUGAUAUUAGUAACUGUAAUACUGAUUGAGUAAAUACAUUACUGAUAUUGCAAUGCUACUAAUAAUAUCAAUUAUCAAUAAUCAGUAAUUGUAAUAUCAAUAUUUCUUUCAUCUAAGAAUAUUUCACAAAAGCUUCUCUCUUAGAAACUCAGAAUUUCGUUACGAUUACAAUAAUGUUUGUUAUAUUACUUAUUAUUUAUUAUCAAAAUUGAAAUUCUAUUAAUAAUACCAAUUAUCAAUAAUUAACAUCAGUAAUUGUAACAUCAAUAUAACGUUUCACAAAAGCUUCUCCCUUAGAAACUCAGAAUUUCUUUACUAUUCCAAUAACGCUAAUAACAUUACUUAUUAUUCAUUAUCUAAAUUGAAGUGCUAUUAAUAACACCAAUUACCAAUAAUCAAUAUUAAUAUUACAACAUCGAAUUCAAUUCAUCCAAGAACAUUUCACAAAAUCCAGAAACUCAGAAACAGGAGUUAGACCACUGUUAUUCCUACCGCCACGUAUACAUCACCGCGGAUAGUUAAACAAACGUCGUCCGCGGUGCAGCAGUUGUGUUGCGCUAAACGAUCCGAGUCGAAAGGAGCGUUCUCAUCGGACCAGGUAUCUCGGGACGUUCAUCGUCGCCUCGAUCGGUCGCCGCUGAUACGAUUUUAUCUCACCCCGUGUCAUCCCACGAUCUACUACCGCUACUACUGCCAGAAUGGAAGGGGCAAGUGGGUCGACGAUCACUAGUCUAGUCAGCACUAGUCGGACGAUCUCGUACCAAUGAAAUUGGAAACGGUCGUCGGUCGGUUCGGAGUUGAACGCUCGAUCUUGAUCACUUCGAACCACUUUGAAACUGGACACUGUCGACGACACGAUCGCAGGUGACAGAUUGUAAUAUCGUAGACGAUACUCGUCGUGUCCUACUAUUGUUGUUAUUAGUAUGUUGUCCUUGUUAUUCCCAGUCGUUGCGCGAUCACUGGGAAUUAAUGUUAUACGUGGACAGAGGAUGUUCAUGGGAGUACAAGAUUUCGGAGGCCGAUGUCUUUCCGUUGCAUUUACGAGACAGUUAACGGAAGGAAUCUGUUCGGCGCUUGUGACGGUAAUUGGCGCGUAAAGGAUAUAAAUUUGCAGGGACGUCGGCGGUCUAUUUGUCACUCAAACGAGCCGGCUCGUUAGGGGCCUCGAAAAAUAGAAUAUAUCAGAGUAAUGGGCUAGUUAUGAGGCUCAUCGUUUCCAAGCUAUUCUCUCUCGAGUUUAUUCUAAUUUGUGGAGGUCUGGGAUUUAUCGCGUGCAUCUAUCUGGCGAACACUAUUGAAACGUUUCGUUCUGUAAUUAAAUUUGGUAACGAGUUAACACGUUGAACGCCGCACGAUUUCAUCGAGCAAAGUACAAAAAAGGGAAAAAAUACAAUAUUAAAUCAUUCGACUGAAUUGGAUUAUUAUCAUUGCACGCACCGCAAUGAGUAUCAUUAUUUAUAGUAUAGAAAUGUUUGCGAAUGAUUAUCGUUUAAUUGAGUGAAUUAUAGUAGUUUGAUUUGCUCGGGGGUCACCGGAGACCCCCAUGGCACUCAACGUGUUAAAGAGUACUUGUGGAAAGUACUUCAAGAUUCAAACGUGAAACCUUUAACCCUUUGCACUCGAGAGGUCUCUCUCACCACUUGAUUUCAUACAGUAAAACUAUAAAAUUCAAUAUUUAAUAUUAUAGUUCGUAUACUGAAAUAUUGAAAUAAAAUAGCUUUGUUCCUCAAUGUGCGUGUGACAUCUCGAGUUAUUUUCAUCUCAUCGGAAAAUGUUAAAAUAUUUCUAGUGAACUUCCGAGUGCAAAGGGUUAAUAUUAAACGUUGCGUGACGUCAUCUUCCAAUAUUAUCAGUAUUAUGAACGACUAUCGCUGACAAUUUGCAAAAGGAAAAUUGCAACCGUACACUACAGAACAAUAGAAACAUUUUUGUUACAGUUUUCUACGAGAAUCCUUCAAUUUAUAAACGAUUCGUAAAAAGAAAAUGACUAAUUCGCGAGGAAAGUGGAUAACCGUGAUGAUUUCUGAGUAAUUCGAUGAGUAAUCCUGAUCUCGAGCGAACAAUCGAUUCCGAGCCGACCGCGCCGUCUCCGCGUUAAAUCGUAAGAAUCAGUGACUACUUAUAAAUACACUAUAAAAACGGGAGAACAAAGAGAAGGAUUGUUAUCGUCGUUUUAGCGGAGUCGCGUACACGUCGAAUUUAUCCUAGCCGCUUCAGGAAGCUGGUCUACUGAAGAUCGGAGCUUUUUCUAUCGCCAAUCGGAUCAGAAACGUGGCGUUUCGUACUUUUUUAUUUUCGCCCGUUCAACGAACUCUAGUCGGAUCAACCGCGAUCGAACGUUUCUUUCCCCGUCAGCCCCGGGAACCUGUCUCUUCUCCAGCGCCGACAGCGAGACACCUCGAUUAUCCGAACCGUAGUCAACCGACGAUCGAACCGUACGCUUAAUUAACCCUUAAAUUGGCAUCUCGAAACAUUCUUCCGCGUAAUUUCACUCGAUUCCCGUGAUAACUUAACGGAAUCGCUUCAAAUGUUUAUUUCUUCGACACUUGCAUUGAUUUUUCCUUCGGAAACAAAGGAUCUACAUGAGAAUAUUUGUAAUAUUUGGACAAAUCCCGACUCAGUUGCCAACGCAAGGGUUGAUUUCGAGUAAUCGAGGCACCGGGGCGCACUAGUCGACUGAAAGAAUGGAAGUUCUCCUUGAGAAUCUGGGCGGCUUUCGAUCGACUUUCUCCUCCAUAGUGAAAAUCGUGUGGCGGAUGGAAUCCGCUGACUAUAGAGACAAAGGGAUCGAAAUGAAUUCGCCUUAACGCGUUCGCUAUUUUUCUACGAUAACAUUCAUUGCAGAAAAGCUUUUAAAUAAAUCCAUCUUUUCGUUCACUAAAUGGCAAAUUUCUGCAGAAAAUAAAUUUCUUAAUCCAUCGAAAUAAAUUGGAGACGAAUAAUUCUUGAAUAAAUUUAUAAACGUAUGAAAGACAGUAUUGAACGAUGUGGGAAGAUCGGUAGCGAACGCGUCAGUUUUCAAGGAACGUUCAGUAAAGGGAGCUUCCAAUUUCUUUUCGCAGCGACACACCGUCGCUCGUUCG
This is a messenger RNA of Nomia melanderi (Alkali bee), 8898 nucleotides long. RefSeq names its product Transient receptor potential cation channel gamma (gene Trpgamma). Gene Ontology annotation, biological process: regulation of cytosolic calcium ion concentration; calcium ion transmembrane transport. NCBI's taxonomy places the organism in Eukaryota, Metazoa, Arthropoda, Insecta, Hymenoptera, Halictidae. Gene Ontology annotation, molecular function: inositol 1,4,5 trisphosphate binding; store-operated calcium channel activity; protein binding. Gene Ontology annotation, cellular component: plasma membrane; cation channel complex. The record is from RefSeq and is a predicted model, not a curated record.